This is a messenger RNA of Cebus imitator (Panamanian white-faced capuchin), 3315 nucleotides long. It is a transcript of the gene GK5, whose product is annotated as glycerol kinase 5. Gene Ontology annotation, cellular component: mitochondrion. Lineage: Eukaryota; Metazoa; Chordata; Mammalia; Primates; Cebidae. Gene Ontology annotation, biological process: triglyceride metabolic process; glycerol metabolic process; glycerol-3-phosphate biosynthetic process. The record is from RefSeq and is a predicted model, not a curated record. Gene Ontology annotation, molecular function: glycerol kinase activity.
GGCGGGGCCCGCGGCAGGGGCCGGGCCUCUCUGGGAUCUCGUGGUGGGGCGGGGUGGGGCCAGUGGCCCCGCGCGGCUCGGUGCGCUGGGGCCCUGGAGCGCCGGGGUUUAUAGCGCGCCCGCUGAGGAGGCGGCUGUAGCGGAGAGGCGUGCGGGAUCGGGAUGUCGGGGCUGCCCACGGACCGGGAGCAGAGAGCACAGGAGCCGCAGCAAGCUGGCUUCGUGCUGGGGCUGGACGUGGGCAGUUCUGUGAUCCGCUGCCACGUCUAUGACCGUGCGGCGCGGGUCUGCGGCUCCAGCGCGCAGAAGGUAGAAAGUCUGUAUCCUCAAAUUGGCUGGGUAGAAAUUGAUCCUGAUGUUCUUUGGAUUCAAUUUGUUACCGUAAUAAAAGAAGCAGUCAAAGCUGCAGGAAUACAGAUGAGUCAAAUUGUUGGUCUUGGCAUUUCAACACAGAGAGCAACUUUUAUUACGUGGAACAAGAAAACUGGAAAUCAUUUUCACAACUUUAUAAGUUGGCAAGACUUAAGAGCUGUUGAACUUGUAAAAUCUUGGAAUAAUUCUCUUAUAAUGAAGCUAUUUCACAGUUCUUGCCGAGUGCUUCACUUUUUCACUAGAAGUAAACGACUGUUUUCAGCCAGUUUGUUCACUUUCACAAGCCAGCAGACUUCUUUGAGAUUGGUCUGGAUUUUACAGAACUUGAUUGAGGUGCGAAAGGCAGUUGAGGAAGAAAAUUGCUGCUUUGGAACUGUUGAUACCUGGCUGUUAUAUAAGCUCACAAAAGGUUCUGUAUAUGCCACAGAUUUUUCAAAUGCUAGUACAACUGGACUUUUUGACCCAUAUAAGAUGUGUUGGAGUGGGAUGAUUACCUCUCUAAUUUCGAUACCACUUUCUCUCCUACCUCCUGUGAGGGAUACAAGCCACAAUUUUGGAUCAGUGGAUGAAGAGAUAUUUGGUGUGCCUAUACCAAUAGUUGCCUUGUUUGCUUUGCAAGGCUUUUAUCCAUUAAUUGGGUGGAAGAUUGGGCAAGAAGUGGUAUGCUUAGCUGAAAGCAAUGCAGGAGACACUGGUACUGCCAUAAAGUGGGCUCAACAGUUAGACCUUUUCACAGAUGCUGCUGAGACUGAAAAAAUGGCCAAAAGUUUGGAGGAUUCUGAAGGAGUUUGUUUUGUUCCAUCUUUUAGUGGAUUACAGGGUCCGUUAAAUGACCCCUGGGCAUGUGCCUCCUUCAUGGGUUUGAAGCCUUCCACGAGUAAAUACCAUCUCGUACGAGCAAUAUUGGAGUCAAUAGCUUUCAGAAACAAACAGUUAUAUGAGAUGAUGCAGAAGGAGAUUCAUAUUCCUGUAACAAAAAUCCGGGCAGAUGGAGGAGUUUCAGACCUGUUUUAUGAGAAUAUAGACAGACCUGCUGACGUUGACAUGUCGUGCCUAGGGGCAGCUUCUCUAGCUGGCCUUGCUGUUGGGUUUUGGACUGACAAGGAGGAACUAAAGAAACUGAGACAAAGUGAAGUGGUUUUCAAGCCACAGAAGAAAUGCCAAGAAUAUGAAAAGAGUAUGGAAGACUGGGCCAAAGCAGUGAAACGCUCCAUGAAUUGGUAUAACAAGACAUAGCACUAAAUGAAAUGACCAAAGCCAUGGAUGGCUGCUUUAUGUGAUGUGCAGAUGAGAUGAAGCUCAGGGAUAACCAAUAUGACAAUGACUGAGAGGAGAAAAUUUUAAAUAAGUUUCAUAACUUAAGAGAAGAAGCAUUACUUUUAAAAAAACAAAACAAAAAACUCUUAUUUUUUCCCCUAAAUCGUGGUAGGGCAGCAAUACCUCAAAACUUUAUGUCUUCUAUUUUGUAGCAAAUUCCAAAGGACAGUAGUCAUUUCCAACCAUAUUUUGACAGUUAUGGGUCCGCUUCCUUUUUAUACUGGGUCAGUGGUACAUAGGAACAUAAUUAUUUACCAUGCAAGCUAAUAGUUCUGGGUCAAGCACCAUGCACGUAUUGUUCCAAAAUUAUGUGAAACGUAUUUCUUUAAUUCUUUAAAAUUAAGUGAGCUAUUUGAAGUACUUAUAGCUAAAAAGAAAGAAUAAGAAAAUGUGGAAUUUCGAAACAUUAAUAUUUUAUGUUUAAAGCCAUAAUUUUCUAAUAUAUCCAAAUAUGAGCUUAAUAUGUUCCUCUCAGAUAAGCUUAUGAGUUAGUUAAUGCUUUCCUUUACUGGUCUUAAAGACACUGCCUUAAUUUUUCCUUGUUUAACCAAAAUCUGAGCAUUCUUUCUAUGUUGAAAUCAUUGAAAAACUAAUUUUAGUUAAUGAACUAAAAAGAAUAUUGAUUUUUAAGAAACAGAAAAAUACUACUUAUUUUCUUUCUUAACAUUUAUUUCAAAAACUUCUGGCUGAAGUAUAACAUGCUGGUAGGUAAGGUAAAUCUUGCCUUUCUCUUGUUCUUUAUCUUCCUUCAUAGUUUAGAUGCUUGUAUAAAUAAUGUAUUUCAUUUUUAUUAAGUGCCUGAUUGACAGAACUUAAUUUGAAGAAAGUGCCCUAAUUUAUUGACCACUUAAGAAUUGCCUUUAUUGGGAUUUUUUUUUUUGUUCCUGCAUCUCUUUGAUGUUUGCUCAGUCUACUCAUCUCUCUGAGUAUGUGCGGUAGAUAGCUGAGAGAGAGGAGGAAAGUGUGUCUAUGCUCGGGAUUACCCUUCAGUCACUCAGCCAGAGACCCACAGGGAGCAGCAAGGACAGUCUCACAUUCUCAGACUUUCCUACAAGAAACAAGAGGAGUAAGUUGUGAGUAGUGUCAAGCUGGAUAUCGAAUUGUCCUAAAGCAGUUGACCCUACCUUCCAACAUGUUUUCGCUUUAUUUACCCCUCCUACAUUUGCGGUAGGUUCCCUUUGGAUCUGCAGCAAUAAUGACUAUUUCUCUCUUGGUCAGGAUUUAUCAGAUAAAAUCCUUUUAUUACAAAACUAGGUAUUCUAGUUACAUAACAAUGUAACUAAAGGAGAAACUUACAGAGAAUUUUGUUUUUGCUGUCAUAUGUGUCCAUUUUGGAGACAGAUAUGAUAGAACUAGAAGUUAAAUUGCAUUUCUGCAAGUUCCAUUUAAAUGAACUUCAAGUAUCUUAAUUAUUCAAUUUUCUGAUCAAGGCAUUGUAGCAAAUAUAUAGUAUCAUUAAAUCUAUUAAUUAAGAUUUGGAAAUAUUUUUGUUAUUAAUAAAUAGAGGUGUUUUAUUUACUGUAAAAAGCCAAGCCUCAUUACGUAGAUAAAUCUUUUUAUUCUUUCCCCUGUUUGCAUCCUUUCUAUAAAGCUUAGUCACCAAUUAAAGUCUUCCUGUCAGAAUCA